AUGUUAUUUCCAAACAGAACCAAUGUCCACCCAGCUACUUUCCUCCUCCUUGGAAUCCCAGGGCUGGAGGCUGCUCAUGUCUGGAUCUCCAUCCCUUUUUGCCUGGUCUAUCUCCUGGCUGUAAUGGGAAAUUGUGUCCUUGUAUUCAUCAUCAAGACACAGCCCAGUCUUCAUGAACCCAUGUAUCUCUUCCUCUGCAUGCUCUCUGUGAAUGACCUGAUGCUUUGCACCACUGUGGUUCCCAAGAUUCUCAGUAUCUUCUGGUUCGAUGACAGAGAAAUCAACUUUAAAGCUUGCCUCAUCCAGAUAUUUUUCAUCCACUCUUUGUCCACCAUGGAGUCGGGAUUCCUGUUGGCUAUGGCCUUUGACCGAUAUGUGGCCAUCUGCAACCCUCUGAGGCAUUCCACCAUCCUGACACAUGGAGUGAUCAUGGCUUUGAGUCUGGCUAUUGUCCUACGUGGCGUUAUCCUGCUGACUCCACAUCCUUUCUUACUGAUGAGGCUUCCCUAUUGCAAAACCAACAUCAUUGCCCACACCUACUGUGAAUUUAUGGCCCUGAUCAAACUGGCCUGUGCUAAUACCAGGGUCCACAGAUUAUAUGGCUUAAUUCUUGCCUUCCUUACUGGUGGGCUGGACUUCAUAAUGAUAAUCUGCUCUUACAUUCUCAUUUUUCAUGCUGUGUUUCGUCUCCCAUCAAAGGAGGCCAGACUCAAGACCUUGAGCACAUGUGGCUCACAUGUUUGGGUCAUCUUAGUGUUUUAUAUACCUGCCUUUUUCUCCUUUAUCACCCACAGAUUUGGUCAUAACAUAGCUCCACACAUCCACAUCCUUAUAGCCAACAUUUAUCUUCUGAUUCCUCCUAUGAUGAACCCUAUCAUCUAUGGUGUUAAAACCAAAAUUAUCCGGGAAAAUAUUCUUAAAGUACUCACAAAUAUGUAUGUUUGA
Messenger RNA from Myotis brandtii (Brandt's bat), 945 nucleotides. RefSeq names its product olfactory receptor 52J3. Gene Ontology annotation, biological process: G protein-coupled receptor signaling pathway. Lineage: Eukaryota; Metazoa; Chordata; Mammalia; Chiroptera; Vespertilionidae. Gene Ontology annotation, molecular function: G protein-coupled receptor activity; olfactory receptor activity. Gene Ontology annotation, cellular component: membrane. The transcript has a single exon. The coding region runs from base 1 to 945 and encodes 314 amino acids. The record is from RefSeq and is a predicted model, not a curated record.